Molecule: messenger RNA, 2070 nt
Organism: Lagenorhynchus albirostris (white-beaked dolphin)
Lineage: Eukaryota; Metazoa; Chordata; Mammalia; Artiodactyla; Delphinidae
Gene: TMED4
Product: transmembrane p24 trafficking protein 4
Exons: 7
Coding region: 1-1167 (388 amino acids)
Biological process (GO): Golgi organization; intracellular protein transport; endoplasmic reticulum to Golgi vesicle-mediated transport
Cellular component (GO): COPII-coated ER to Golgi transport vesicle; endoplasmic reticulum; Golgi apparatus
Source: RefSeq, a predicted model, not a curated record
AUGGAUAUAGCGGCCAAUGGAGCGCCGCUCCGAGCCCCGCGCGACCUCUGCGCACGCCCGCACCCGCCAAUCUCCGCCCGCCAGGAGACGCCCGCCGCGCCAUUGGCUGCCACGCCCGUCUGUCAGGCCCCGUCCCACCCACCUCCCCCCGUCAGCCCCGCUCCAGCCAGCUUCACUCCCUGUCACCGGGGUACCGGUCGCAACGAGGGCGCGGCGGCCUUGCCCCCUGCCGCGACCCCCGCCUCCUGCCCGACCGGCGCGGAGCCUCCCAAAUCCGGCCGAGCCCGGCUGCAGCCCGAGCCUACCUGUCUCCGACUCAGCUCCACCCGAAUGAGGCGCCGACACCCCACUCCGGGGCACCAAACUCUCGGCCCCGCCCCGGCGUGUGGCGUCAACACGCCGCCCCGCCCUGGGAGGAGAGGGGCCGCCCCUAACUCAGCUGGGCGCAGGUGCGCGCAUGCGCCCUGGGUGGAGGGGCGCGCGUUGGCAGGUGGCUGGGCUGGGCGUCGGCGGGCAAUGGGGUUGUUGGCGCUGCUGCUCAUCGCGCUGUGCGCGCCGGGCGCCCGAGGGCUCUAUUUCCACAUCGGCGAGACCGAAAAGCGCUGCUUCAUCGAGGAAAUCCCCGACGAGACCAUGGUUAUCGGGAACUACCGCACCCAAAUGUGGGAUAAGCAGAAGGAGAUCUUCCUACCCUCGACCCCCGGCCUGGGCAUGCAUGUGGAGGUGAAAGACCCUGAAGGCAAGGUGGUGCUGUCCCGGCAGUACGGCUCAGAGGGCCGCUUCACCUUCACUUCCCACACUCCUGGUGACCAUCAGAUCUGCCUGCACUCCAACUCUACCAGGAUGGCUCUCUUUGCUGGCGGCAGACUGCGUGUGCAUCUAGACAUCCAGGUCGGGGAGCAUGCCAACAACUACCCCGAGAUUGCUGCCAAGGAUAAACUGACAGAGCUGCAGCUCCGAGCCCGCCAGUUGCUGGAUCAGGUGGAACAGAUCCAGAAGGAGCAGGAUUACCAAAGGUAUCGUGAAGAGCGCUUCCGUCUGAUCAGUGAGAGCACCAACCAGAGAGUCCUGUGGUGGUCCAUCGCUCAGACCGCCAUCCUCAUCCUCACUGGCAUCUGGCAGAUGCGUCACCUCAAGAGCUUCUUUGAGGCCAAGAAGCUGGUGUAGUGCCCUCUCCAUAUGACCCUUUCCUGUCACCUCAGUUGUUUGGUACUUUCCCCACCCAAUACCUUAUCCAUCUGGAUUUUGAGGGAAGAAACAGUGAAAAAAAGAAUAUAAGCCACAUUGGUUCCAUGGCAACAAAGCAUUCAGAUCAGCCACUUGUUAACAACACUGGUUCUCAAGGACACAGGACAUUGGUCCAAGCUUUCAAAGAUCUGUCUUGGGGUUUGUGGGGAGUCAGAACUGACCCAGGACUGUCUUGCUGCUUUCGCCACUAGUGAUUCCUCUCCAUCCUGUCACAAAAUGAGCAAAUGUCUCUCCUACUGCUUUAACCUCUCUCUUCGUCUGCUUAGAAAGUAGGCGACCAAAAUGCCCCACCGAGGAGGCCCCACCUCACUGCUCCCCUGUCAGUCCUGGGUUCACUCAGUGGCUUCGUGAAUGUAAAUAAGGGGCAAAGGCCCCAGAGGAUUGAAAUGUUUUUCUAUAUAUUAGAACUAUUUUUUGAUAAAAUUAUAUAUUUUCCUUCCUAGUUGAAGUGUCACUGCCUUUGUGUGACUAGCUGAAAACACCAAUGCAGUCUCUUCUGCAUUGUUUACCAAUGCAUUCUUGAUAACUACCUACCAUGGCAGCUCUCAGGAUUUCAGUUCUCAGGGCCAGAAAGCAGACAUGACAGCUGCUCUUAAGGCCUAAUCAGAGGGCCAGGCAGAGAAUUCUCUGGGACGCCUGUGAUUUCCGUCACACAGGGCCCGAGUUCAGACUGAGGCAGUGACAGAGCUAGUACAAGGCAGGGCACUCUUACCCUCCCAUUUCCCUUAACGUUUAUUUAAGCUGUGGUAAAUGUUUUCUUCAUGGGAACCAGAUUUGGUUCUUUAUACAGAUUUUUCCAGUGAAAUAAAGCGUGUUGUAGUA